Messenger RNA from Ipomoea triloba (trilobed morning glory), 1585 nucleotides. RefSeq names its product geranylgeranyl diphosphate reductase, chloroplastic. Bases 83 to 1471 code for a protein of 462 amino acids. Gene Ontology annotation, molecular function: oxidoreductase activity, acting on the CH-CH group of donors, NAD or NADP as acceptor; FAD binding. Gene Ontology annotation, biological process: chlorophyll biosynthetic process; photosynthesis. The transcript has a single exon. Gene Ontology annotation, cellular component: chloroplast thylakoid membrane. The record is from RefSeq and is a predicted model, not a curated record. Lineage: Eukaryota; Viridiplantae; Streptophyta; Magnoliopsida; Solanales; Convolvulaceae.
AAAAUAUCACGGGGACACAGAUUCCAUAAAAACUCCGAAACCAAAAUCUCCGUUUCAUCCUCACUCUCCACUCUCCACUAAAAUGGCUUCCAUUGCUCUCAAAACCUUCACCGGCCUCCGUCAAUCAUCCCCGCCGGAAAACGCCUCCAUUUCGAAGCCUCUCCCCAAACCCCACACUAACCGUCGGGUGCUCCGCAUAAAUGCCUCCAACAGCAGCCCACGUGUCACCGGCCGGAAUCUCCGGGUCGCCGUCAUCGGCGGCGGCCCCGCCGGCGGGUGCGCCGCCGAGACUCUGGCGAAGGGCGGCAUAGAGACGUUCUUGAUUGAGCGGAAGAUGGAUAACUGCAAGCCCUGCGGUGGGGCCAUCCCGCUUUGUAUGGUCGGCGAGUUUGACCUCCCGUUGGACAUCAUUGAUCGCCGUGUCACCAAAAUGAAAAUGAUUUCUCCCUCUAAUGUCGCCGUGGAUAUUGGCAGAACGCUUAAGCCCCACGAGUAUAUCGGAAUGGUCCGCCGCGAAGUUCUCGACGCUUACCUCCGUGAACGCGCCGCCGGCGCCGGCGCCACCGUGCUCAACGGGCUGUUUUUGAAAAUGGACCUCCCUAAGUCGCCGACCUCCCCCUACGUCCUCCAGUACACCGCCUACAACGGCGGCGGCGGCGGAGAGCGGCGGACGUUGGAAGUCGACGCCGUGAUCGGCGCCGACGGCGCCAACUCGCGCGUGGCGAAGAGCAUCAACGCCGGCGACUACGAGUACGCCAUCGCCUUCCAAGAACGCAUCCGCAUCCCGGACGACAAGAUGACCUACUACGAGGACCUCGCCGAGAUGUACGUCGGCGACGACGUCUCCCCGGACUUCUACGGCUGGGUGUUCCCCAAAUGCGACCACGUCGCCGUCGGCACCGGCACCGUCACCCACAAACCCGACAUCAAGAAAUUCCAGCUCGCCACGCGCGUACGCGCCGCCGCCAAAAUCACCGGCGGCAAAAUCAUCCGCGUGGAGGCCCACCCAAUCCCGGAACACCCGCGUCCCCGCCGCGUCCAGGACCGGGUCGCCCUGGUCGGCGACGCCGCUGGGUACGUGACGAAGUGCUCCGGCGAGGGGAUCUACUUCGCGGCCAAAAGCGGGCGGAUGUGCGCGGAGGCGAUCGUGGAGGGAUCGGAGAACGGGAAGAGAAUGGUGGACGAAUCCGACCUGAGAAAGUACUUAGAAAAAUGGGACAAAACAUAUUGGCCGACCUACAAGGUGUUAGAUGUUUUGCAGAAAGUGUUUUACCGAUCAAAUCCGGCGAGAGAGGCGUUCGUGGAGAUGUGCGCCGACGAUUAUGUUCAGAAGAUGACGUUUGAUAGCUAUCUGUACAAGAAGGUGGCGCCGGGAAACCCCAUUGAGGAUUUGAAGUUGGCGGUGAACACUAUUGGGAGCUUGGUUAGGGCCAAUGCGCUUAGGAAGGAGAUGGACAAGCUUAGCGUAUAAUUGUUAUUAUUAUUAUUAUAAUUAAUCAUGCAUAAAUAUUCUUAAAUGUAUUUGUGAUUGAGAUUUAUAUAUGAGUUCAGUUUGGUUUAAUGUAAGCUAAAUUAGGCUUUAAAA